Molecule: messenger RNA, 2135 nt
Organism: Dermacentor silvarum
Lineage: Eukaryota; Metazoa; Arthropoda; Arachnida; Ixodida; Ixodidae
Product: acetylcholinesterase
Exons: 3
Coding region: 105-1895 (596 amino acids)
Biological process (GO): choline metabolic process; acetylcholine catabolic process
Cellular component (GO): plasma membrane
Molecular function (GO): acetylcholinesterase activity
Source: RefSeq, a predicted model, not a curated record
UGGCGUGGUUUCGCGUGUUAUUUCUGCACCAACUUCCUCCUUGACAUAGUUUCUGCGUUGCUAUGAGGUACGGACGCUCUGCAUGAGCUUCGGCGGACUUCGAAAUGGAUGCAGAACAGGAUAUGCUUCUCGAAAAUUCGGUGCCCUGUCACCUGACGGUGCUCGCGCUGCUGGUCUGCGGUGGCGUCGUCCUGCAAUGCCUCUCGACCGAGCCAGAGGACGACGCGGCGAAUCGUGUUGAAGAUGACGAAGACCCGGUGGAAACAGUAGUACUAGACACGGCAAACGGCCCGGUCAAAGGAUUCAUCGCCCAGUCGUGUCUGGGAAAGCCAGUGCGUGUCUUUUACGGAAUACCGUACGCUAAGCCUCCCACCUGUCAACGCAGGUUCGAUCGCGCCGAACCUAUCGAACGGUGGAGGGACGUCUUCGAUGCCACAGUGAAGCCCUACUCUUGCUUCCAAGUGUUGGACACAUUCUACGGGAACUUCAGCGGCAGCGUCAUGUGGAACGCCAACACGGAAAUGAGCGAGGACUGUCUCAAGCUCAACGUCUGGACACCCGGCUGCCCGUCGUCCGAGGAACCACUCGCUGUUCUUGUCUGGAUCUACGGCGGCGGCUUCUACAGCGGCACUUCGACGCUGGACGUCUACGACGCUAGGACUCUGGUUUCGGAGGAGAACGUGAUCGUGGUCUCGAUGAACUAUCGCGUCGCGUCGCUCGGGUUCCUGUCCUUCGGCAAUGAGCAGCUGCCCGGAAAUGCCGGUCUCUACGACCAGUACCUGGCGCUCAAGUGGGUCCGAGAGAACAUCGCAGCCUUCGGAGGCGAUCCGAACCGAGUGACACUGUUCGGCGAAAGCGCCGGGGCUGUCAGCGUGGGUUUGCACAUGAUGUCGCCGCUCUCCCAACCACUCUUCGCCAGGGCCAUACUUCAGAGCGGAUCGCCCACUUCGCCCUGGGGCUUCCACGACAGGGACACGGCUCGGAGAGCUGCAAAAAGACUGGCUGUUGCUUUGAGAUGCCCGGACGGCUUGGACCAGGACACACUGGAUUACCUCCGCAUUAAAGACCCCGAAGAUAUCGUGACAAGCGAAUCGAAUAACGGUGGCAUUGUCGACUUUCCGUUCGCUCCCGUCGAAGACGGCGCUUUCCUUCCAGGCACGCCGCAGACGCUGAUGGACGCGGGUGCGUUCGCGACAAACAUAAGCGUCAUGGUGGGUUCCAACGUAAACGAAGGUUCCUGGUUCCUGCAGUACUUUUUAGGACUCUCAGUGACGGAAAAGAGCCCGAAAGUUACGAGACAAAAUUUCACGGCUGCUUUAGAAGCGCUGGAUCCGUCGCUGAGGGGGAUGCCAAUCGACAAGGUCCUGGAGAUGUACGCAGCCGGUAAGACGCCUUCGACAUCCGCGGAGAUCUUGAGGGCCCUGGACUUGAUAGUAGGUGACUAUCACUUCACGUGUCCCUCAGUGCGGUGGGCAGACCGCCUGGUCCAAGCGGAGAUACCGGUGUACCAGUACGUGUUCGCGCGCAGGUCUUCGCGGAACCCGUGGCCCCCGUGGACGGGCGUAAUGCACGGUGAGGAGGUUGCCUUCGUGUUCGGCGAGCCGCUCAACGACACGCACCGGUACAGCGAAGAGGAUAAAAUCGUGAGCCGUCGCAUCAUGCGGUACUGGGCCAACUUCGCCAAGACCGGGAACCCCAACCUUCCAGGAGACGGAUCGUCACAGUCGACCAAUUGGCCCAGGCGCACGAAUUCGCGCAAGGAACAUCUGGUGCUGGAUGUCAACGAAAGUGUCGGGUGCGCACACCGAGAAGCCUACUGCGAGUUUUGGGAGGACCUACGACGCAACCAGACCCCUCCGGUCCCGUCCUGUCGAGAAGACUCUGGGUGCGCGUAGCAGACCAUUUCGUGUCAAAAGUGUAUACCAGGGUUCGAACGCAAGACGUCGUGCAAUCAUGACUGAACUGUCACCUUAAUUGUGCCCGUUCCUUGUCACCAAGCCAAUUAAGCGAAUUAAGGUCACCAAGCCAAUUAAGGUCACCGUUCCGGUGAUCUUAACCGGCUUCGAAGCCACCGGUACGGGCGCGCGUUACAGCAAUAAAAUAAGCCGCGGUGCGGCCAGGUGACGUCACAAGCA